Messenger RNA from Polyodon spathula (Mississippi paddlefish), 13494 nucleotides. RefSeq names its product histone-lysine N-methyltransferase 2B-like. Gene Ontology annotation, cellular component: nucleus; histone methyltransferase complex. The coding region runs from base 267 to 11573 and encodes 3768 amino acids. The record is from RefSeq and is a predicted model, not a curated record. Lineage: Eukaryota; Metazoa; Chordata; Actinopteri; Acipenseriformes; Polyodontidae. Gene Ontology annotation, biological process: positive regulation of DNA-templated transcription. The transcript is spliced from 37 exons. Gene Ontology annotation, molecular function: histone H3K4 methyltransferase activity; zinc ion binding; protein binding.
GGUGAUGUAGUUCACGGGGCCGGGACAGCCAAGGCAAAACUCUUACUUCAUUCUCACCGGGGCACCGUUUGUACCCCCUGAAACCGCGGCCCCCCAAACAGCCUCCGACCCCGAACUCGUCUGGAUCCAUGGUUAAGGCUGCGGUGCUGGCUCUGGGCUCCGGGUGAAAGACUCGGUUUCCCAGGCUGCCCCGGUUUCCCUCCCCACCCGCGCCUUCCCUCUUCCCUCUGCAGUCCCGAAGCAGCCUCGGUGUUGUUGUUGCGAUAAUGAUGGCGGCGGCGGGAUCCGGAUCAGCGGCUGGGGGAGGAUUGAGCACCGCGGCGGCGGCCCGGGGCCGCUUCCCGGGUCGGCCGUGGGGCUCCCGGAGUCUCUUGCGUUCAGAGAAGCGCUCCCAGGUCGGCAGGCGCUCGGUUGAUCACGGGGAGACGCCCGCGGGAGGCGCCAGGCCUUGCAGCCUCGGGGUUGCGCCAAACGAAGACCCGUCUUUGAUCCGGCUGCUCGGGCUAGCGGCGAACCACUGCCGCCUCCGACAGGCCGGGUACAGCUCCAGCGGCAGCGAGGAGGGAGAUGAUUUCCCAGGCUUUGGCUCAGACGAGGUUAUCAAGAGUCCCCUGCGCUCUGGGCAUCGCUAUCACAGAAGCAAAGCUCCAAAAACAUCAGCCUCAGUGGACAACUUCUCGAAACAGUCCCGUGAGAAACCACCGCCCCCCGCGCCCGACCCAGGAGAGGCGAGGACGGCGUCCGCCAGUAAAAUCUCCAAAAAGGUUUAUUCUGGGACUCUGAAAAAGGGGGGGCGCGUUCCCCCCUCCCCGAAACAGAAAACUGCGCUUUCGAAGCCGCAGAAUAAAGGAAGGACUGGUCUGAAAGGGGAGAGGGCUGCCAGCCUGCCUCCGAAGGCAACAAAAAAGGGAGCUCCUUCCAGAGCAAGUCAGAAGAACAAGCCCAGCUCCUCGAGGGCCAACGCAGCCUCUGGGAGAAGCCCUGCAAAGCCCCGGAUCACUAUCAAACUCGCGGGCAGGAAGAGCAGCAGGAAGAGCAGCAGGAGAGUUGCAGCUGCUGCUGCUGGCAAGAAGCCCAUGAAGAAGCUGAAGGUGGUGGGGUUCAAGUACGUGUCCAAGGCCAAGAAGCUCACAAGCAAGCAGCUCCCCAUAGCUGACGUCAAGUUAAAGAAAGGCAAGAACUCUGCCGACGGGGGGCUGGAGCCCGAGAAAAGCAAGAGGACGCGGCAGCAGCGACCUGCCCAGGGCAAAAAGACGGAGGUGAGAACGGAGGGCAGAAAGGCCAAGCCGGAAGCGAAGAGGGAGAGGGAACGAGCAGCGAAGGCUGCCGGCGCGGUGCCGCAGAGUGCCCGGGAAGCAGGAGAGGGGGGGUCAGCCGACCUUCCUGGAGGGCCUUCCGACGGUCCUGCCGCCGUGGUCGUCGUCACGAAGGCCAGUAAGGUCAAGAGGAAUCUGAAGAUAGGGAAAAUCCUGGGGCUGAAACUGAAGAGAGUGCGCAACCCGGAGGAGCCCGGCCAGGACAGCUCGGCCCCGCAGGCCUCCGACAGCGCCUCCUCCUCCUCCUCCUCCUCCUCCUCGAAACGAAAGCAAAACAAGUACGUUUGGACGUUGACUUUGGUGAAAGGGAAAGGGAAGGCGACCAAGGUGCUGCGUUCUGCGGGGCUUAAGAAGAAAAAGCCGACGGGAGAGGGAGAGCCGGAGGAGGACCCAGCCGUCGAGGGAGACCGAGGAGGGGUCGUCGAGAGCAAGCCGGUAGGGUCGGCUGAAGAUACAGCAGAGAGGAAACGAGGCACACGGCAGCAGUCUUUGGGGAGAAGGACAGGCAAGUUAACUGAGAAGGAGGUGGUGGUGGCGGGAGAGCCGACUCCAGACGCAGAAGCCUCUGACCCUGACCCAACCCCAGCCAACCUAGCCCCAGUCCCAGCUGACCCAGAGAUUGUCGAGAAGCCCCUAGAGCCCCUGGUCUCCUCUCGGAAGAAGCGAGCCGCUAGGCGACUGUCGUUAUCAGUCAGGCGGAAAGCAAAGGCCAGGGGGUCCAAAGUUGAACCCGCGGUUGGGAGCGACGCAAAGACUGUCUUGGAACCGGAACCGUCGGCAGAGUCGGACGUGCCACGGGGACCCACCGCUGUCGGGAAGAAACGGCCCCGGCGCCCGAGGUCCACCGGCAGGCGGAAGGCGAGGCCACAACAGGCGGGUUCGGGAAUGGAAAUCCCCUCCGUUCCUGCGCUCUCGUCCCCAGAGCUGCUCGACCCGGCGGUCGCGGAGAGUCCUGUCGGAGCUGCGCCUACGCUGUCUCCAAAGCAAAGGCGGAAAAGAUCAACGGCGCCAACCAAGUCCGGGGGUGCUGAACCCAAACCCGAAUCCGAUCCGGCGGACUGUGGUGCCGAAGGCCCCGAGAUGCAGGCCCGCUCCACAGACCUGAUCCUGGUCUUGGACCCCCCUGUUUCCGAAACUCGGUCGGAAUCGGCUGUGCGAAAUUACGCGAGAAAGCCGUGCAGGAGACGAAGGCCGGCCGCCAGACGGAGAAGGAAAGCUGAGGUCCGCUUGCCCAGGGCCGAAGGUGAAGAGGCUGCGUCUUCGGUCCCGCUGGCUAGACAGAGGCUGGCAGGCGUGGUGAAAGCCAAAUACAUGCGGAAGCUGCCCACCCCCUUCCUGCUUGCCAAAAGACCAAGGGGGAGGCCUCCGUCCCUGACCAAGCGGACUCAGAGGGAGCUAGCCCAGCAGCUGCUCUCCAACGCAGAGAAAGGCGGCGACGGCGGCAGCCAGCAUCCCGCCUCCAAGGACCUCCAGCGGGGGAAGUCGAAAUUCCUGAAGAACAUCCGGCACUUCAUCAUGCCCGUGGUGAGCGCUCGCUCCUCCAGGGUCAUCAAGACCCCCAAGAGGUUCAUGGACGACGACGGGAUGUCUGUCCUGCCCCGGAAGAGCACCCCCAAGAAGCCCCACGGCCGGAUCGCCCGAGAGGCGAGUAAAGAAGCAGACGAAGGAGGAGAAGGAGACAAGGAAGAUGACGAUGAUUACCAGUAUCCUGAACAGUUCUCCCCAGAGGUGGAUCUCUCUUCCGGGGACCAGGAAGCCUUUGACCUGUGCGACCGGCAAGCAACUGGAGAGGAUCCAGGGCGAGGUGGUUUGGAUUCCAGGCUUGCAUCUGAUGCCGCUGCCUCGCCGGCCUUGCCGUGCAAGCGCAGGUCAGCGCUCAGGGAGCCCACCUUCAGGUGGAGCAACUUUGACAACUCGGCGGGAGAUGUUUUCUCCUUGGUCGGGAAGCAGGCUUUCGACGACUCCAUCAAGCUCCCGGAAGUAAUUCUGGCUUCUCCCAGCCCGAAACGGGCUGCGUCGGCCCAGAUGUCCCACCGCGAAACCCACCUGAAGAUCUACGAGUCUCUGAAGAAGCUCACCGUCCGGGCGGGCAGGAGAGCCAAGGUGAAGGUGAAGGAGGAGGUGGAAGAGAGGCCGGAGAGUUCCCCUGCUCUGAAUUUGGAAGCCGCUCCUUUAGACCUGGAUGAUGACCCCGAACCGGGGCACCUGACCCUCUCCUUGCCGGCUUCUGACAGGCUGCUCCAGGAGAGCCCGGAGGAGGACCUCCCGGAGAAAGAGAAGCUGAAGAUCGAGGACAUGGACUCACCCGGGGUGGUGCGGAAAGUGGCCGUGCGGCUCCGCUCUCCGGGGUCUGAGCUGCUGCUGGGAGAGGGCUCGGACGAGGCUGUCGAGGAAGCCGACCAGAGCACGGGAAGCGACCGGGUGGAGGUGGAGGAAAGGGGCACCUCUCACAAGAUCCGGCUCACCGGAGCCAACAAGAGGAUGUUUCACCUGCUCAAGAGGGCCAAGGUUCAGCUCAUCAAGAUUGACCAGCAGAAGCAGCUGAAGUCCACGCAGUUGCUGUUGGGGACUCUGAGUGCCGGUUCCAAGGAGCCUCCCGGCGCUGUGAAGAGGAGGAAGGUCGUGAGGAAGAGGAAGGCUCGGCUGGAGAGUCCCCCGCAGGAGGAGAGCGCCCCUCAGGAGCCGGCUCCGGCAGGACCCCGGAUCAAGCAUGUGUGUCGAGACGCAGCGGUGGUCCUGGGGCAGCCGCGUGCGAUGGUCCCCGACGACGUCCCUCGACUCAGCGCCCUGCCGCUGCACGAGAGGGACGGCAUCGCAGCCUCGCCCCGCGCAGAGGACACAGCCUCUGCCUCCGAGCCCGAGGCUGCUCCCCCCCCGGACCCGCGCCCUGUCAAGAUGAAGAGAUCCUCCGGCGGCCGCUGCUUCCAGUACGGGAAGAGGAACGUGCGCUGCGGGACUUGCAAGGGCUGCCUGCACCAGCUGGACUGCGGAGAGUGCGUCAACUGCCUGGACAAGCCCAAAUUCGGGGGUCCCAACACCAAGAGACAGUGCUGCGUGUUUAAAAAGUGUGACGAGAUUGAAGAGAGGAAGCAAAUGCGUCUGGGCUACAGGAACAACAGAAGUCUCCCGCUAAAGCGUCGGCGGUCGUCCGCGAGCGCGUGCCCCACGAGCGACGACGACGACGAGGCUGGCGUGGCGGCGGAGCUGAGGAUGCCCGACUCCCGCAGCCCCUCCCUGAGGACCCAGCCGCGCCGCUGUGCGAAGCAGCGCUCGUACUGCAGCCUGCUGGAGUCGGACGACUCGGAGCUGGAGAUGCUGCUGGCAGCCUCCCACUCCACCUCCCCCGGCCGCAGGAGAGCCAGCGGACACAGAGGAGACUUUGCUUCCUUGGACGGCAGCGGGCGGGGCGGGGACUCUGAGGAGAGCGGCAGUCGGCUUCGCAGAGUGAACAUUCCCAGGAAUCUGCAGGGGAGACGGAAGCCUGACAAGAGUCAGCUGGACCAGACUCCUCCCAGUGUGCUUGCUGCUCUGGUCAAUGGCUUCACUCGAAGAGAGAAGGAGCCCUCCAGCCCGGUGCACAAGAUCAGGGUCGACUUCAAGGAGGACUGUAACCUCAGGAACACGUGGCUGAUGGGAGGGCUCAGCAUCCUGGCUUCGGUGCCUGUGAUGCCCCAGUACGCCUGCCUGCUGUGUGCCAGCAAGGGCCAGCACGAGAUGCUGCACUGCCAGGUCUGCUGUGAGCCUUUCCACCGCUUCUGCCUGGACCCCGGGGAGCGCCCCCUGGAGGACAACGAGGAGAACUGGUGCUGCCGGCGCUGCAAGUUCUGUCACGUCUGCGGCAGGAAGAGCAAGCAUUCCAAGCCCCUUCUGGAGUGUGAGCGAUGCCAGAACUCGUACCAUCCUGCCUGCCUGGGACCCAACUACCCUAAACCCAACAAGCGGAAGAAGUCAUGGGUGUGCAUGACGUGCAUUCGCUGCAAGAGCUGCGGAGUGACCCCUGGGAAGAGCUGGGACUUGGAGUGGAACCACGACACCAGCCUGUGCCCUGACUGCACCAAGCUCUACGAGCAAGGUAACUACUGCACCAUCUGUUCCAAGUGCUAUGAGGACAACGACUACGAGACUCAGAUGAUCCAGUGUGCCAAGUGUAACCACUGGGUGCACGCCAAGUGCGAGGGGCUGUCAGAUGAGCUCUAUGAGAUCCUGUCCAGUCUCCCGGAGAGCGUGCUCUAUUCCUGCAGGCCCUGCAGCGAGGGCCAGCCCAGCCCGUGGAGGGAGGCUCUGAGCUCGGAGCUGCAGGCCGGGAUCAAGAACGUGCUGCUGGGCCUGCUGAGCUCCAGACUGACCCUGCACUUGCUGCGCUGCAGAGAGUGCUCGGAGGUGACGGAGUGUGACAGCGGCUUCGAGGGCAGCCUGGCCUGUGACCUGCAGGCGGUCGGCAAGAAGUUUGACAAGGGCCUCUACACCUCCGUGAAAGCUUUCCACGAUGACGUCGUCCAUGUGAUCCGGACACACCUCGAGGAAGAAGCGAAACUCCCGCCGGAAGAGAGAAGAACUUCGCUGGCCAGGUCCUUCUACCUGAAGCUGUUGGAGAGUUUUUUCUGCUGGUUUAAUGCCCAGGAUCCCAAAGCGUGGGACCCCUGUUCCAAGACCCUCCCAAACGGCAUUCUCCCGAACGCAGUGCUCCCCCCCUCCGCGGAGCACAUGUACGCGCAGUGGAGGGAGCGCGAGGGCCAGCACACGCCCGCUGAGCCCCGAGCCGCUGCGCCGGAUCUCAAGCCAGACCCGACGAGCACACCACGGUGGACACCCCUGCACAGGUCCGAGGGGAGGGCUGCGAGAGACAAGCCCAAAGGGAGGAGAGGACGCCCACCUCUCGUUGAGCCCGAUACCAGCUGGAGCAAAGAGGACCAGAGGCAGUGCUGUCUGUGCCUGAAGUACGGGGACGACCGAGCCAAUGAUGCGGGCCGGCUCCUGUACCUGGGCCAGAACGAGUGGGCUCACGUGAACUGCUCCCUGUGGUCCGCGGAGGUGUUUGAGGAGGAGGGCGGCGCGCUGAUGAACGUGCACGCGGCCGUCGCUCGCGGGAGGCAGAUGCGCUGUGAGAAGUGCCACCAGCCGGGUGCCACGGUAGGAUGCUGCCUGACCUCCUGCCAGGGCAACUACCACUUCAUGUGCGCCCGCUCCCGGAACUGCGUCUUCCAGGAGGACAGGAAGGUGUACUGCCAGCGGCACCGGGAACUCACCAGCGGCAAGACUGUCUCGGGCGAGGGUUUUCAGGUGCUGCGCCGCGUCUACGUGGAUUUCGAGGGGAUCAGCUUGAAGAGGAAGUUCCUGACUGGCCUGGAACCCGAGUCCAUCAGCAUGAUGAUCGGCUCUCUGCAGAUUGUCAAACUGGGCGUUCUGACGGAGCUGUCUGUUUACCAGGGGAAGCUGAUUCCAGUCGGAUACCAGUGUUCACGGUGGUACUGGAGCACGCUGGACCCCAGGAGGCGCUGCAAGUACACCUGUCGAGUGACGGAGGUCCGACCGACAGCUGUGGAGAAGCCAGUGGAAGAGACUCCGGAGCAGGGAGACAACCACACCAUUGCACACAGCCCCAGUGCAACCCCAGAUCCAGCGCCUGAGAGAGAGAUGCCCCCGCCCGUGGAGACUCCGUCAAGCCUGCUGGCUCCGGUUUCUAAACCAGAGUCUGGGGCGCGUAUUAAAAUCAGUGGCUACUCCCAGACCCGCCGUCCAGCAGGGGGGCUCUACCGGCCUCUUCCAUCGCCAGGGAGUGCCCAAUCCAAGUCCCAUCACAUCCCGACCGUCAGCGACCUGGACGAAACGACCAUAACCAGGCGGCCGCGAAGACACAGCCCGCUCUCCCACCACGCUGCGCCCCGUGGCCGCAUGGCCUCCCCGCCUUUAGGAGGCAGCACCCCUCACUCCUCAGGACCCAUAACUCUCAGGGCAGGGGCUUUGCACUCUAAAGCUGCCGGUCUAUCCCCUUACGAGAGUCCCGUUACCUCCCCCCAGUCCCGUUCCGGCAGUCGCUCUACCUCUUCUAUGAUUGUUUUGGGGUCUACAGCAUCUGCUAUUUCUGCCCACCUGUCUACCUCAGAGUCUCCCCUCCACGGCUGGCAAGGCGGCAGUCCCAAAGCCGGGGGCGGUGGCUUGUGUUUCUCCCCCCUGGGCCCUGGAAGCCAGCUCCCCAAACCGAAGCCCUUCGACUCGGAGUUCGGGAUCCUCCACCAGGAUUCCCCGGAGGUGCCCCACGACUUCCUGGAGCCCUCCGACACGGACCUGGCCGGAGCCAACGGCUCUGCCUCCUCUCCGGACCACGCCGGCCCCGGGCAGGAAGCGCGGAUCGUCUGCGAGCAGGACUUCCCCUACGCUCCCCACUUCGACGUGGAGUCUGUCCUGAACGUGGCCGAAGACCUGGAGUUCGACGAGAGCCUCCUGAACGACGACCUGGCCUUGCACUGCGGGGCCCACAUCGUGGUCGGGGAGGUAGCUGAGAACCAAGACCCCGAUUUCGGUAGCGGAUGUGCUGGCAGCAACCAAAAACGAGCGCUCAUCAGAGGCAGACCGCAGGGGGGUGCAGAGGACUGGGGGAACUCUUCUUCCGAUGAGGACAUGGAUAACUAUUACGACUUCACCCGCACCGUGGUUGCCCACGGGCCCCCUAAGGAGGCUGGGGAGGUGGCGGCUGCAGCAGAACCCCCAUCUCUAGGGGCUAUCAGCCAGCUGGAUGGCGUGGAUGACGGUACGGAAAGUGACGCCAGCGUGGCCCCUGCGACCGACGGGUCUAAAACCUCCAAGACAGUCGCCGGCUCUUCCGCGGAGCAGAAGGCACCUGGGCUGGCCGGGUUUUUGGACGAUGUGGAAACGUCUUUUCAACCGAGCAACGGGCUGGAGAAGGAACAACAGUGUGGAGAGCCUCAGUGUCCGAUGUCUACCGUGAGCGCGACAGCGGCGCUGGUGGAAUCAACGGAAGCAGCUGCAGGGACACCCGAUCACUUGAAGGCUCCUCCAGGCACGGCAGCAUCUGAGGAGGUUGCCUCCCAUCCCAAACUGGGCAGUCCCUCCAGUGCCGAGGUCUGCGCCAUGGACCCGGCUCAGGAAAGCAGCCCUUCGUCCUCCGAUGCUCCCAGCAAGGCUUUGGAAGAUCCAGUCCUUGGUGAUUCCACGUCUAAAGAAGCACCGUCGGAGAGCGUUGAUCUUCAAACCACAGUAAAGUCAGCUAAGGCUCUGGCACCUUUGGAUACCUCCUCCUCCUCUCUGCUUCCAGAAGCUCCCAAGGAUGUUUUUCUGGAUCCCAGCAGUGGACACUUUGUCUCCGCAGAGGACGGCUCCCUGGUGUCUUUCGAAACACCGGAGCGCAGCGCUUCACUGUCGCUUGGAGCAGAUUGCUCGGACCCUCCUAAAGAUGGCAGUCUCUCCUGUGCGCAGCUUUCUGUGGCGCCCCCUGAAGCAAGUAGUACUUGCAGCAGCGUCCCAGUUACACAGCUCUAUCUUACAGCCACUGCCCCUCCUAAAAUCAGCACGGGACCAGUUACACAGGCUUCAGCCGUCCUUCUGAAAGCAAGCCACGUUCCGCAAACAACAGCAGCGUCAGUAGUGCCGCCUGGUAGGGCGACCCAUUCCCCAGUAAUACUGGGUUCGAAAGACCAUCUCAAACCCGCGCCUGCAAUACGUGCCCUUGUGACUCCUCCUGCCCCCCAGACCACGCAGCCCCUGCAGUCUCCGCUCCCCAGAGGUCUGGUUUGCGUUUCCACUGCCAGCUCAGUUACCCUGGCAUCGUACAGCCAGCUGUCUCUGCCCAUCUUCUCCUCCCAUUCUGUGCCUCCAGGGACCCCAGCUGUUACCAUCGUUUCGUCGGCCCACGCGGGAGUCCAGAGCCCGGAAGUGAAGAGAAGGGAGGUAGCGCUCUGCCAGCCCGUCAGGCCCGCCGCUCCCAUAUUGAUUAAUGGCUAUGGCUCCGCUGUCCCGGUUUCCAGGGAGCAGCAGCAGCCGGCUCCGGCUCCUAGAGGCAGAGUGAUCUCCCUGAACCUCAGCACCCCGCAGCCCCAAGCCACGGCCCCUGCGCUAUCGGGGCACACCCUGCUCACGGUGAGGGAGGUGGGGGGCCAGAACCCGGACAGCAACCCUCAGGUUCUGCUGGUCAACAAGUUCGGCCAGAUCUUCGUGAAGAACCCCACUGACAACACUUUCCAUCUCCCCGGGGCCAACUCGCCCUCCCUCAGCUUCAUCGGGCAGAUCAAGUCCCUGCUUCAGAGCAACGCCCUCGCCAGCACUCUGGCGGCUUCUGGGAACCUCUCCGCCAUGGGGGGAGGCCAGGCCGCACACCACAGCCCUCUUUCCCCAGUCGGGUUCAGAGCUGCAGCUGCUCCAGCUGCUGUUGCUGCUUCUAGCUCCCCCCUGGUGCAGCGCCUCGCAGCAGGCCAGGGCCCCGCGACUCGGUACAUCGCAUACUCCAGCAGUGGUGGCGGGGCGCCCAGCAUAGAGGACCUCCAAAAGGCACCAAAGCAGCCCAAAAGGGCAUCCCCGUUAAAGGCGUCUGUCUCUCUGACGAAACCGAAACCAGCGUCUGUCUCAGUCUGCCAGUCCAACUUGGGGCAGCUCUAUGUCCAGUCUCAGCCGACUCCGCCCCCCGGCCCUAUUGGGGUUCCCUCGUGGACCGUCCGUGACCCGAUGAUGAACCUGCUGCCCGCGGUCAACCUGGUGGCUGGCAGGAGCACUGGGAUGUGGAGCCCGCCUCCGCCCAGCAUGGCACCCAACAUGGGACCCCGCAUCCUGAGUGCGACCUCCAGCUCGGGACCUCUCUUCAGGGUCCCUCCAGCCCUGAGCCGGGCCGACACGCUCAAACCCUCGGCCCCCGGGUUGCUGGAGCCGAUCCCUUUUGCGCUCGCUGCCCUCCAGAGGCCUCGAACCCAAGUUCGCAUCAAGAGGGUCUCCUCGCUGUCAGACCGCAUUGCCAUCAAGAAAUCGAAGAUGGAUCUGGAACCAGUGGAGAGCGCCGGCCUGCUGGAGAACAUCCAGCACGCUGUCAGCGGCUUCACAGCCUCCAGUAAACUGUGCAGAGUCCGCAUGAAGACCCCCACGGUGAAAGGUGUGCUGGAUUUGGACAAGCCCAGAGGGGAGAGGCUCAGUGACUCGGAGAACGUGGGACCUGCACCUUGGGACUCCAUGUCUGCCCGGCUCCCUGAUCCCAAGAACGAGAGGCUGAGGGACUGGCAUGGAGUGGGAAGAAGUUCCCUGACGGACUGGACUAAAUACUCCGGCGCCGCGUCGAGCUCUGAUGAGGAGGGUCUCUUUCCCGAUCCCGAGGAAGAGGGGGGUGCGUCGGCGAAGGACCGGCCCCACCUCCGCUUCGAGAUCAAGAGUGAAGAUGGCUUUCACAUCCAGGCGGACAGCAUCGAAGUGGCCUGGAGGGCGGUGGUGGACCGGGUGCAGGAAGCCAGAGCCGCUGCCAGACUCAAGCAGCUCUCCUUCGCAGGGGUGAGCGGGGUGCGGAUGCUGGGAAUGCUUCACGAUGCCGUGCUCUUCCUGGUGGAGCAGCUGUUCGGUGCCAAUCUCUGUUCCCGGCACAAGUUCUGCUUCCACAAGCAGGAGGACCUGGAGGAGGAGCUGCCCAUCAAUCCCAGCGGCUGUGCCCGGGCCGAGGUGUACCUCAGGAAAUCCACUUUCGACAUGUUUAACUUCCUGGCCUCCCAGCACCGGCAGCUCCCGGACAUCGUGGCCUGCGACGAGGAAGAGGACGAGGUUCCUCUCAAGUCCACCAGGCGGGCCACCAGUCUGGAGCUCCCGAUGGCCAUGAGGUUCCGGCACCUGGAGAGGUCUUCGAAGGAAGCCGUGGGAGUGUACAGGUCUGCUAUCCACGGGCGAGGUCUCUUCUGCAAGCGCAGUAUCGACGCCGGGGAGAUGGUGAUAGAGUACUCGGGAAUUGUCAUCCGCUCCGUGCUGACGGACAAACGAGAGAAAUACUACGACAGCAAGGGGAUUGGCUGCUACAUGUUCCGCAUCGACGACUUCGACGUGGUGGACGCCACGAUGCACGGCAACGCGGCGCGCUUCAUCAACCACUCCUGUGAGCCCAACUGCUACUCGCGGGUCAUCAACGUGGAGGGCCAGAAGCACAUCGUGAUCUUCGCCACGCGCACCAUCUACAGGGGAGAGGAGCUCACCUACGACUACAAGUUCCCCAUCGAGGACGCCAGCAGCAAACUGCACUGCAACUGUGGGGCCAAACGCUGCCGCCACUUCCUCAACUAGCAGGACAGUGAGACUCCCAGAGAGGGGUGGAGUCCAGGGAGGGACGGGGAACAGAGACUCCCAGAGAGGGGUGGAGUCCAGGGAGGGACGGGGAACAGAGACUCCCAGAGAGGGGUGGAGUCCAGGGAGGGACGGGAACAGAGACUCCCAGAGAGGGGUGGAGUCCAGGGAGGGACGGGGAACAGAGACUCCCAGAGAGGGGUGGAGUCCAGGGAGGGACGGGGAACAGAGACUCCCAGAGAGGGGCUGGAGUCCAGGGAGGGACGGGGAACAGAGACUCCCAGAGAGGGGCUGGAGUCCAGGGAGGGACGGGGAAAGACUACUACCUGAGAGGGGCUGGAGUCCAGGGAGGGACGGGGAACAGAGACCAUAGUUGGGGUUCGGGGUUCAUGGAGUGUAGAGGCUAAGACAGACACUCCCCCCCCAUUGUAAUGACGGGCUAUGCGGGUUUCUUUAGAAGUUGCGUCUGGGUUUUGCGACUCUUCUGAACAGACGCCCCUCCUGACUGACUGACGCAGUGGCGGCUCCUGCUUUCAGCCUCUCGUUUGGUCCUCUUUCCUUAGUGGGGGGAAGGGGAGUCUGGUUGGUUUCACACACCCAGACUGAGUGUUUUAGGGUCUGUAUUUCAAUAACUUAAGACAACAGAAGCUGUUCCAGUAUUGGUGCUAAUCCAGGAGGGGGGGGCUGUGAAAGCAGACAGGAGUGCGUUUCGCCCCCUGCAGGCACUCUAGAGUCCUUACUUUCAUUACUGCUCAUGUUAAUUUGACAGACCCUUUUGCGCUGUUGCUGUUUCUCCACAGAAAGGCCCGCCUUUGGUGCUCUCAGCAAAAACAACCACCUUUUAUAAAGCACUUGCAUUGUUAUCAACAUCGGUUAUUAGUGUUGAAGGAAAGCCCGCAAUGGCUUGGUUAGAUGUUUGGUACUGUGUCUGUUAGCAUGAUUCUUGGGGGUAUUGUAAGGGUGUGCUGGGUCUCGUUCUUCAUUCUUGCUCACCUAGUUUAAAAAGCCACUGCCUGGUGAAAGAUGGUGCUAAGCUUGCUCACAGUGUAUCUCUGUUCCCCCUCCCCAAACCGGACUGACUGCUUGUGACACUAAAUCAGGUUGGAUUUCGCUGGAGAUACUUUGAGUUUAACUGGUUGACGCACUCUUCUGAUGGCAGCUUUUUUGAUAAUCAGCCUGUUUUUGUAUUUUCUCCCCCUCUCCUAAACCAGGGUUGGGAAUGUGAGCUGACUAUCUCUGUGUAGAGAGUCACUUUUUUUAUUUAAAUAUUUUUCUUUAUUUCCGAUUUGUAAAUAGCAUUUACAAAUUUAACUGUAAACAAAAUGUUCAUAGUGUUUGUUGUGGAUUUACAGCUCGGGACAUUCUGCGCUGAGAUUAGGAGAAUUAAAACGAGUGGGUUUUUAUUUUUUUUGUGCGUGUGUUGCUGUUGAAAAAAAAAUACAGAUUAGAUUACCACCUUUUUCUGACCCUUGAUUUGAAACUUCUGCCCUCCUUUAACCCCCUCGAUGGGAGGCUCUGGGGCAGGACUUCCCUGGCAGUGCCCCCCCCACCCGGUAAAGAACAGCCUGCAGUCAGAGCGGUGCCCCUGGAGGUGACUCCCUCGUGAAAGACCCUACCUCAGGCAGGGCACAGGGCUGUGUGUCUGUGCAAUGAAGGAAGUGAAUCUCUCGUUACGUGCUGAAACACACACACACAGACAGGUCCGUAUCUCAGACACGAGAUAUGUGGCUAACUUUAAUUUUUAAACAACACAGCGUUUUUUUGUGAACUGGCUUUGUUACCUUGUAUUAAAAUAAAACCUCUGGUUUUGUACAUAGUCGUGUAAAUAUUUCUAAACCUGUUAAAUUUUUCUAUGCACUUUUUUUUUUUUUUAUUUAUGACGUCAUUUGCCCAAUAAAGAUGUUAAGAUGUUUGAAGAAAA